AUGAUGGCCAGCUGUGUAAUUACGAGCCAUUUCUGAUGUCCAGCUGUGACACACACUCGUCUCUUGUGUGUGUAAAUAGCUGUAGGUGAUCUUUGGCCUCGACUUCGUCUCUUUCAGCCACUUUAUUUUUCUCUCUCUUAAAAUACGGCGCUUUCCCUUUUACUGGCAUUAAGUGCAGAUCUGACACUGACUCUGUGUGUCAUCCCAGUAACCCCCUCCCCCUCCCCCAGUGUCUGAAGAGAAGUUUCUCAACCCCACCUUCUCUCUUUUACUCCAUCUAACUCUCUCUAUCUCUCAGUCCAACAACAAAUGGAGCAAAGGGUCCAAGAGGCAGGAGGGUACAACAAUAGAGAGACAGAAGGACGAGUGGAUUUCUCACGUCCAGCACUUGUUUGUCCAGCAGGUUGGAUGGUGGUUUUUGAAAGAUGGAGAUAAAGAUGAUGGUGUUGAGAGAGAUGUUGGAGAUGGUGAUGGUUACAGAAUAACUUUUUCACUGAUCAACAGGAUAAAAACCAGAUAAAUGAGUAAAAUUUAAAAAACUUAAUUAUAUUUACUUUAAUAUAGGAUUUAGUUUUAUUUUAUAUUAUAUGUUCAUUUGCAAAUGUUAUUUAGGAGGUGUAUGAAGUGUUGUCUACGAAGAACGCAGCAUCAUGCUGAACCUCCAACACACCUGGACGAGUCCCGAUACCUGGUACCAUGAGAACAACAGCAUCACGCAGCAUGGCACAGAUGGCUGUGUGAAGGACGUGAACUGGGGGACGGGGGGACGAGGAGAAGGAGGAGGAGACAGGAGGAAGCAGAGAGACAGAGACGAAAGGGACGAUGCUCAGCUUCAGCUCCAGCUGAAGAGAAAACUGCAGAGGAACCGUACAAGCUUCAGCCAGGAGCAAAUCGACGCUCUGGAGAAAGAGUUCGAGAGGACUCAUUAUCCCGAUGUUUUCACCCGAGAAAGACUGGCCUCCAAAAUUGACCUUCCUGAAGCACGUAUCCAGGUGUGGUUCUCCAAUCGGAGAGCUAAGUGGAGGAGGGAGGAGAAGCUGCGCAACCAGAAGAAGCUGGGGGGCGGGACUUCAUGUUCUCUAACUCACACACCGCUCAGCACAUCCUUCAACCCGCCUGUCUAUCAUCCUUACCAUGGCAACGCCUCCGGCUCCACACACUGUCACACGGACUCGUCUCUAUGUGUGUUCAGCUCACUGUCUGUCUUCUCUCCUCUACAGUCAACCUCCUCUUACUCCACCAUGUUGUCUCCGCCCCCUUCUGCUCCUCCUCAUCUACCUCAUAAAUAUGAUCCCGCCUCUUACUCCGCCCCCCACCUGCCUCCUCCUACAGCUGGCACGAACACAGGUUUUCUUGCCAGUGUGUCGCUCUCAGGGGUUCAGGCUGGAGAUCAGGACCUGAGUUUGGGUCAGUACUGGACCAGACUGCAGUGAGAUGCAGAACCAGAGCAUCAGACAGAAAGACAUCAUCAGUGACCUCUGAAGCUAUGAUCCACAAGCCACUCCAUAUUUUACCAUAUUUUAUUCCUUCAGCCCUACAGGUUUUACAACAGAGCGUACUGCAGUGAAGGAAACCUUUAUAUGACAUUAACAUGUUCAGCUGCACAGAUGGUCCACUGUGUGUUAAACAUCUGAUCUGCUCUGUGUGACAAGUCGAAACCCUGUUAAAUAAUAACAGCAAUAAUCUGUAAUCAGAGUGAAAGUAGACGGAGCCCAUGAGGAGUAGAGUGAAAUUAGAUUAGAGUUUACUGAUUAAUUACUGAAAUUAUUCAUAAAUAUCUUUAAUAUGCUUUUUAUUUAUUUAUUUAAAAGCAUUUGUUUCUUGCUAUAUAUUUACACCUGUGUGUGUGUAUGAGCAGAAUAAGAUUAUUUGUAGUACUAAAAGUGAGCUUCAGUGGAGUGUGUGAACAUUUUGUCACUAGAGCAGAGUGUUUUUAGUAAAAUUUUAAAAUCUAUGAUUUUUUUAUUAUUAUUUAAUUAUUAA
Molecule: messenger RNA, 1983 nt
Organism: Tachysurus vachellii
Lineage: Eukaryota; Metazoa; Chordata; Actinopteri; Siluriformes; Bagridae
Gene: pax10
Product: paired box 10
Exons: 8
Coding region: 651-1433 (260 amino acids)
Biological process (GO): regulation of transcription by RNA polymerase II; anatomical structure development
Molecular function (GO): DNA-binding transcription factor activity, RNA polymerase II-specific; RNA polymerase II cis-regulatory region sequence-specific DNA binding
Source: RefSeq, a predicted model, not a curated record